This is a messenger RNA of Caenorhabditis sp. 36 PRJEB53466, 721 nucleotides long. The record is from the annotation of a GenBank genome assembly. NCBI's taxonomy places the organism in Eukaryota, Metazoa, Nematoda, Chromadorea, Rhabditida, Rhabditidae.
AUGGGAAUCGCUCCACUCGAGUCGGCGAUCGGAGGAAGCCUAAACGUUUUUGAAUUACUUCUUGAACGAGGAGCGCCGAUGCACUAUGCCAUCCGGUAUUACUGUACCCCGCUUUAUAAGGGACACAGGUGAGUUUAUGCAAUAACAAAAAAAAAGAAGAAAAAUUGUCAAUUUUAGAGAUGCGCUUCUCAAAGUUAAGAACGAGCCGUUUUUGUCCAAAUUGAAAGAAAAAUACGCUCUACUUGAUAAAAAUUUGAAAGAGACCCGUCGUAUGAUAUCCAACCAGGUGGUGAAGGAAAUUGAACGGGGUCCAAUUAUUUGCUUUCCGAAAAGCAGUUUGGAAUCCAAAGUCCGCGUCCCGUUCUCGUUCGAUCCCCACCCUGACAGAAAGUAUCUUAUCGCCAUGUUUAAUGUGGAAUAUAAAAGUGAAUGCUGGGUACCAAAAAUCGAAAUUAUUCAGUUUAAUUAUGAAUUAUAGUAUCUGAACAAUUAUUUUGUGGGCACACUCGGCAAGCCGGUGAAAGGAGCGCCGAUUUUGAAUGGGGAUAGUCUCUGCACAUGGGCUCCGCUCAAACAUCGACCAAGCGAAUUCAACUUCUACGAGCCAGGCUCUUCGUUGCGAAGAAAAGAGAAUUGGCUCAAGCUGCAUGUGAGCGCCGUCGACGGUUGCUCCACGUUCGUGGCCGCCCAGAUCAUCGCAUACGACUUCUACCCCGAAUAA